Messenger RNA from Penicillium crustosum, 2472 nucleotides. Its product is annotated as putative GTPase activating protein (Gyp3). The transcript has a single exon. Lineage: Eukaryota; Fungi; Ascomycota; Eurotiomycetes; Eurotiales; Aspergillaceae. The record is from RefSeq and is a predicted model, not a curated record. The coding region runs from base 1 to 2472 and encodes 823 amino acids.
AUGGUCACAGAAAACGUAAACCCUCGAUAUCCGCCUCCCUCGGCUGAUUUCGACCUUCCCGGCCGGCGCAGAGUUCCCCACCCACCACGAUUGGAGUCUUUAGUCGAGCCACGAGCGCGAACUGCAAAUUCCGGUCCGAGGUCCUCACCUCACUCUCCCCGUUCGACACAUCGCCAGAGAUCACGUUCGCCUCUACCACAGCCUCAUAACCCGCAUGAAUACCCCUGGCCACCCACUCCACCUCACCAUGGUUCCUCGCAGGGUACGCGAGGCGAAUGGAAUACCCCUAGGCCUACCGGUCGCCCUCAGCUAUACGCCACACCACCUGAAACCCAACCCUCGAAUUGGGCGCCGCGAGAUGAAUACGAACGGCCAAUGCAUCGGAAACCUAUGCCUGCGCGAGGGGGGCUCCGUAUAUCCAUGUCAACAUCUAGGUUGAAUAAUAGGCGCCCAAGGACGCAGGAAUCUAUGGACCGCCGCCCACAGGACUUGAGCCCUCAGGGAGUGCCUCUGUCGCGCUUCCCAACAAAUGGGCCCGCCGACGAAAAUAAUUCCCGACCAAGCGUCAAUUCCUCCGACACCUGGCGCUCAAGCAUCGAACAAGCAAGCGGAACAGAGCGGAGCAGUGUCCUGACCAAGAGCAGCUCGAUCACCGACCUUUCACCCGAUACCCCCGACGCGCCUUAUGGGAUGGACAAUGGGAUGAGUGUGGAAGACGCGAUUUCCAUGUAUCUUGAUGGCUUCAGCGACGUGACUGAAGAACCUGGCUCGCCAAAAUCCCACACAGGGAGUAAAGCGCCAUCAGUAACGCCUCCACCAUCACGCGAUUCACAUCUGGAUGAACGAGAAUUUCCGUCGCUGAGCGACGUUCCGCCGAUACCCCCGAUGCCAGAAUUUACCAUGCCGCAAGACACAAGGGCAGAUCCAUUGUUUUUGCCAAACUUGACUUAUUCCGAACCCACACCCCUACCCCCUAUACUCCCAGAAUCCCCGCCAGAGUUCACACCAUUGGAACCUACGCUGUCAGAACAUUCUGAACUGGACCCUUCCGACUCUGGUAUACCAGACUCUCCGCGCAAUCUCACUCCUUCCCCAUCGCCCCCAUCGCCAGUAGCCGAAACGCCUGAAGUGCAUCAUGUACACCAACGACAGGCUUCGAAAAAAGUGUUUAUUCCCGGAUUAGUGCCGCCACAACUCCGCUCUGGAAACGGUCCUCGGGAUGAUUACGGAUUUCGCAAAGCUACCCAGUAUGUAAGCCUGGAUGAAUACGAGACCUGGAAAGGGUCCUACUCCAACCAUGUGACGCAGCGGAGAGCCAAAUGGUGUGAAUUGCUCAAGGAACAUGGGCUACCCACAUCAAAUGCCACAAAGUUCCCGCCACAGUCUUCGAAGGUCAAGCGAUUUGUUCGCAAAGGAAUUCCUCCAGAGUUUCGAGGUGCGGCUUGGUUCUAUUAUGCCGGCGGGUACGAGCUUUUGAACCGGAACCUUGGCCAAUAUGAUGAACUUGUUGGGGAAGCUAUGAGCUCACCAAGCAACGAUGACAAGGAGCACAUCGAGCGUGAUCUCCAUCGUACAUUCCCCGACAAUCUUCAUUUCAAACCGGAGGUCACUGAGCAGGUACAAGAUUCGGGGAGCAAUCCGAAUUCUUCUAAUGUCACCACGGAGACGCAGAUGAUUCAGUCCCUACGUCGAGUUCUGUAUGCUUAUGCGCUGCAUAACCCGAAAAUUGGAUAUACCCAGUCUCUGAAUUUCAUCACGGGAAUGCUCCUCCUUUUCCUCCCCGAGGAAAAAGCAUUCUGGAUGCUGCAUAUCAUCGCUGCAGACUACUUGCCUGGAACCCAUGAAAUCAGUCUGGAGGGUGCCAACAUUGACCUCUGGAUUCUCAUGGUCUUGCUCAGGGACUCCAUGCCAGGCAUAUAUUCCAAGAUCGCUGCCAUGGGAGGGACCCCGUCCGGACGGGGCAAAAUGCCUCCCCUAACAGUGAACUCUCGGCUGCCGGACAUAACACUGGGACUGACCAACUGGCUCAUGUCAGUUUUCAUCGGAAGUUUACCUCUGGAGACCACGCUCCGAGUUUGGGAUGUUUUCUUUUAUGAAGGCUCCAAGACUUUCUUCCGUGUGUCUUUGGCAAUCUUCAAAGCAUGCGAAAAGGACAUCCUCGGCGUAACAGAUCCCAUGGAAGCAUUCCAGAUCGUCCAAACCAUCCCUAAAAAGCUGUUGGACGCCAACGCCUUGAUGGAUGAAUGUUUUGUACGUCGGCAUCGCGUCGGACAAGGUCGUAUCGAAGAACUCCGAGCUCAACGCCGGACGGCUAUCCGCGAAGAGAAAUUGCGACGAUCAGUAGCCUUUGGCAAAGGUCAGCUUCAUUCCAAGACGGAUGAGUUCACUGGCCGCAGCCGCACACCGAUUCCGGGCAUCGAGCACCGGGUCGUGGGUUCCUGGCGUCACUUGAAACAACAUGCAUUUCGAUAA